Messenger RNA from Micropterus salmoides (largemouth bass), 2187 nucleotides. RefSeq names its product cytochrome b561 (gene cyb561). Gene Ontology annotation, molecular function: oxidoreductase activity. NCBI's taxonomy places the organism in Eukaryota, Metazoa, Chordata, Actinopteri, Centrarchiformes, Centrarchidae. The transcript is spliced from 6 exons. The record is from RefSeq and is a predicted model, not a curated record. Bases 162 to 920 code for a protein of 252 amino acids. Gene Ontology annotation, cellular component: lysosomal membrane.
GGGGUUGGGCUUGUUUAGGAAGGCAUCCAAAACACACAUAGGCCUAAACACACCCUCUCACACACACAGACAACCAUCUGCACGGUCAGUGGGCAGAAGGCGGAUCGUGAGUGGACUCCAGGACUUCCUCAGCGGAGCGGAGCAGAGCCGACAGCGCAAUCAUGGAUGAAUCUGCUCCCCGUCCUGGUCGCACUAUGUUUGCGUGGCUGGUGGGAGCGUCACAGGUGCUGGGCCUGGCGUCGGUGGUGCUGACCGGUGUGUGGAUGGGUCACUAUCGAGGGGGCUUCGCCUGGGACGGCUCAGCGCAAGAGUUCAACCUGCACCCUCUGUGCAUGGUGCUAGGGAUGGUCUUCCUGCAAGGCGAUGCCAUCCUGGUUUACAGAGUAUUUAGAAAUGAGGCAAAGAGGAACGUAAAGCUGCUGCACGGCAUCAUUCACCUGCUCGCCCUCAUCAUGAGCAUCAUAGGUUUUGUAGCUGUGUUUGACUUCCACAGAACAGCAAAAAUUCCAGACAUGUACUCUCUACACAGCUGGUGCGGCAUGGCUACCAUGGUCUUAUUCUGUAUACAGUGGGUGAUGGGUUUGUUCUUCUUCCUGUUUCCUGUUGCGUCGUCAUGGUUACGAGCCAUGUAUCUCCCCAUCCAUGUGUUUUGCGGUCUGGCUCUGCUGGUUAUGGCCAUAGGGAGCAGCCUGCUCGGCAUCACGGAGAAACUCCUCUUCAGCAUCAUGCCAACCUACUCUAAAUUUGCCUCCGAGGGGGUCCUGGCCAACGUCUUGGGGAUCGUGCUGGUGUGUUUUGGGGUGCUGCUAGGCUACCUCAUCACCAAAGAGGAGUACAGACGUCCACCAAACCCAGAGGAAGAGGCUCUUUCUGUUCACUUCAAGACCCUGACUGAGGGGGGGUCACCCACAACGCCCUGACCAGGGGCCUCAAUGACUAAUAGGUACAAAAACCUUUGGUACUAGUCACGUAGAUCGCCUCAAGUAAAAAAAGGUCUAUCUCUUUAGGGAUCCUUUCCAUAACGGUGAAACUUGCGUACUUUUGAUGGGCGCAAAUGCCCACAAGGAUUACGUUGCAGCCGUUGCAGUUAUUGCAGCCCGUUUUGCAGUUGACGGCUGAGGCGAUCUACUGGACCAAUUCCAAAUCUUUUUGUACCUAUUAGCCAUUUAGACCCCAAAAUAUGUAAAACUAGGGCCCAGGUUUCAAACUACCAGAAUUACUCUUUAAGAUCAGAAUACAAGAAACCUUGUAAAUGUAAAUGCUGUAUAAGGAAAAUACAAUCACACCAAAUUAUAUCAAAUGUAUAAAAACAUUUGAAAUUUUAUAGAGCAAAGAGUGUUGUCUCCACAUGGUUUCUCUGUAGCCACCAAAGCCCCGAUGUGUAGUUACAUUUUUGUCAACUACGCCGUACAGUGGCUAAAUGUGUACAUGCGUAUUACUCCGAGAUAUAGAAGUAUAUAUGCAGCUUGUCUUCUGUUCAGAAAUUGUUCUGGACUAACAACUUUUGCAGAUGGGCCCCGACAGUAUAUCGCCUCCCACUUCUGCACAAUGCUAAAAUGGAGCCCUAAACCCAGCUCAUACCUGUAUCUUUAAAACCCAACGUGACUGAACCCGACUGGUACUGCCAAAUGUGAGACCCAGACCUGAACCGAAGCUUUAUUUUUGCUUUAUUUCUUUUGUUACUGACACAAAUUCUUCUUUGCUGUGCGCUACCGGGUUUUGUCUUCACUAACACACUACUUUCGCACUACAAAACUAUCAAUUACGCUGCAAUGAAGUCUGUCCUUUUAUGUGACGUCCUACAGUAACUACCUGUGCCAGAUCCAAGUGUUGAGAAGCUCAGUCAGUACAGUUUGUCCACAACGUAUUUCAUUUGUUCAUUAGUAAGCUGUUUGUGUUUAAAUUAAAAAAUACAUGUUCAGUGUGUAUUCAGGUGAAUGUUAUUAGUUUAGUGGCUACAGCUGUUAAAUUUAUAUCGUGCUUAACCAAAUUACACACGUGUAGCUGCAGUUUGUUUUUGGCCUUGACUUCAGGACUCAGUGCUAGUGCCUAAUACAAAGCUUUUACAGAAACUUAGCAUAUGGAUGUUGUUUGUGUUCAUGUAUGCCUUGAAAGUGUCAUAUUUCAAAAAGGAAGUGUUAAUCUCACUGGGACAACCUUAAAUAAACAAACAAGCAAAAAAAGAAA